UCAAUUCCGAGAACGUACAUAUUUUUUUACGCACUGCGAAAUAUUAUUUUAUAGUAAUUUGUGGAAACGACAGAGAUGGACCCGUUUGAACCUCCAAAGCAGAUGGAUGAAGAAGCCCAAGCUGAUAUUCCUGAAGGCAAAGAUGAGGAAGAAAUUUUGAAGAUAAAGCAAUGCGAACGCAUCAAACUUUACCCUAAAGUUCCACCUGAGCCUUCGGCCUAUGGAAAAUACUCGAAUUACAGCCGUCCUUGGAUUCUCCAGGAUGGCCGUGGUAUUCCUGGCCAGGGUAGUCUGAUGCGUGACUCCUACAAAAUUCCGAAAAGGCUUAAACCUUUAAUAGGUGUACGAAAGCGGAUGCUGACGGACUUCUUUUGGGAACAAAUGUUGGAGGAAAUGCUGGAUGAAAUAGCACUCUCGUCGCCUGUGAGCGAAUACUGCACAGAGUACGAUGCCAACUACGUACGGGACAACUUCGAACCGCGCAACUUGGAGUAUACUAGGGAUAAAACUAUGCAUCUAAAAUAUCCUCUCUACGGGACUGGUUCCAGUGCAACAACAUUUUACAGCGAAACCAUCCAGAAAACUGGGCCGUUUGAAAUAUUGGAGAAGUUCCGAAGAUGUCAGUACUUUACUAGGCCGAUGGAAGAACGCCUGGACGACGGAUGGGUCCUGUAAAUGUUUUGUAGAUUUUGUACCUUAUUUAUUUCACAAUAAAACAUGUUUGGGUAAUUCUAAAUUA
Messenger RNA from Hyposmocoma kahamanoa, 739 nucleotides. RefSeq lists its product as uncharacterized. The transcript is spliced from 4 exons. The record is from RefSeq and is a predicted model, not a curated record. Bases 76 to 675 code for a protein of 199 amino acids. NCBI's taxonomy places the organism in Eukaryota, Metazoa, Arthropoda, Insecta, Lepidoptera, Cosmopterigidae.